AGCUUCCAGAUGUCGAACCAAUCGGCAACAGUUGAGCAGCUCAGUGGAUUCGAAAAGCAAUAUUCGCUUCAAACUGCGGAAAUCACCUCGAAAAUCGGCCGCGUGCACACUCUGCCAUCGUCCGAUCGAGCCGGAGCAGUUCAGGAAAUUCGAAAAAGUUUGGAAGAAGUGAAUGAUUUGCUGGAUCAGAUGGAGCUGGUUGUUAGGGAGUUGGAGUCGAAUACAACUGAACGCACAAAAUACGAACUUCGUGUUCGAAGCUAUCAAAGUGACAAGAAACAAUUGGACACAGAGCUGGAAAAAGCUAUAAAAAGAGUCAGAGAAGAAGCUGAUCGGGAUGAAUUAUUGGCAUUUGAUGAUCAAUUAGAUGAGCAUAGGCAGGAGGAUCAACUGAUAGCAAAUACUCAGAGAUUGGAGAGGUCUACGCGGAAAGUUCAAGAUGCACAUCGGAUUGCUGUUGAGACGGAGCAGAUCGGCGCCGAAAUGCUCUCCAACCUUGCGAGUCAACGUGAAACAAUCGGUCGUUCCCGUGAUCGCCUGCGCCAAUCAAACGCCGACUUGGGAAGAGCCAACAAGACGUUAAGCUCGAUGAUUCGUCGAGCAAUUCAGAAUAGAUUACUCCUUUUAAUUGUCACUUUUCUACUUUCCUUCAUGUUUUUGUACAUUGUCUACAAAGCUAUCUAAAAUUUCCAGUCUUUGCUUGCCCCAUUUACAACCGCCAAUCAUAAAAAAAGUGACAUAUUUUCUAUUUAUAUAUAUAUAUAUAUAUAGUUGUGAUUUUGGACCUUUCUAGUCAUUUUUUUGCUUAUUUUUCAUGUAAAUGCAAUGUAUAUAAUUAUUUUAUAUUUUCUCGUCUGAUUCUGAUAAAUUAAUUUUGAUU
Caenorhabditis elegans is the source of this 880-nucleotide messenger RNA. It is a transcript of the gene vti-1, whose product is annotated as t-SNARE coiled-coil homology domain-containing protein. Gene Ontology annotation, cellular component: membrane; Golgi apparatus; bounding membrane of organelle. The record is from RefSeq and is marked reviewed. Gene Ontology annotation, biological process: vesicle-mediated transport; intracellular protein transport. The transcript has 3 exons. Bases 10 to 684 code for a protein of 224 amino acids. Gene Ontology annotation, molecular function: SNAP receptor activity. NCBI's taxonomy places the organism in Eukaryota, Metazoa, Nematoda, Chromadorea, Rhabditida, Rhabditidae.